AUGCUUAAACGGAAGAAGCAAACGGAAGAUGCUGACACGGUGAAGCUGCCAAUUCCUACCAAUGAUUGCGAAGACCCAUUGGGAGAGGAAGGAGACUUUGUUGAGUAUACUGUUCACAUACAAAGUCAUACCGUCGUGAACGCAACCGGUGCCGGAAUAGGCCAUGGUCAAAAGCCAUUUCACAUCCGUGAUAUUGUGGAGGUUCUGUUGACUAAGACUACCGUUCGAGCAAGGGAAGCAAUUUUUGAAUACAACAAAGGAGCGAAGGUGCAUGAAGCAAACGGAUCUAUCGCUAGUAUCUUGGAAUGGGCGAGUGCAGGAAAACUUGACCCACUACAACGUCGUGCGUUCGAGGCCAUUAUAUCGGCCUUUCUGUUGACAUUCUACAAUGAGGUGGUAGACAAGGAGAACGAUGGCUUAAUUGAAGUCACUGUGAUCGAGAAGUAUCGCAAUACGAAGAAAAACCUGAAAUGA
Seminavis robusta is the source of this 474-nucleotide messenger RNA. Lineage: Eukaryota; Bacillariophyta; Bacillariophyceae; Naviculales; Naviculaceae. The record is from the annotation of a GenBank genome assembly.